Messenger RNA from Nymphaea colorata (pocket water lily), 3378 nucleotides. RefSeq lists its product as uncharacterized. The transcript has 9 exons. The coding region runs from base 221 to 3199 and encodes 992 amino acids. The record is from RefSeq and is a predicted model, not a curated record. NCBI's taxonomy places the organism in Eukaryota, Viridiplantae, Streptophyta, Magnoliopsida, Nymphaeales, Nymphaeaceae. Gene Ontology annotation, molecular function: helicase activity.
UCUCUCUCUCUGCGUCCCCUCCCUCCAAAAAACCGAGAAAACGGGAAGAGGAAAAGAGGGAUAUGGAGAGGGGGGAUCAUCUUGGGAAUUUAAGCGCAAUAAUGCUCACGGCGGCGGCUCCUUCUCCUCCUCCUUUUCUUCUUCUGCAAGAUUCCUGUCUGGCCUUCUGCUACUCUUUGUCGACCGGAGUGCUGUGUUCUCUCGGAGUGGGGAAAAGCCCAUGGAGCGCAGUACGAAGGUCAUCAGGCCAGACGUUGUGGACACGAUGCUGAGAUGGUCGAUCGAGGACGUGUUCAACGAAGAUCUUUUCAAGGAUAAGGUUUCGCGAAUUCCAUCGACAUUUCCUUUGCUUGUGCAUUACCUUGGAUCAUUCAUCUUCCCGCUGAUGGAGGAAGCACGAGCCGAGUUGUGCUCCAGCUUUGAAGUUGUCUCCAAGGCACUGAGAGGGGACAUACUAGUAGCAGAAGAGUGUCCUGACCGUGGUCGUCCUUAUUUCAAGAUUGUGAUUGGUCAUUUGGAAUCCAGAGGAGAACCUGAUGGCGAACUUGCAAAGCCAAGGAACGGAGAUCUUAUCAUCUUGUCGACCAUCAAACCGAAACAUAUAUCUGACUUUAGGAAGCACGGUACAUCUUAUGCUUUUGCUGUUGCUUCCGGGAUGCCGCCAGAUGAGAAGGACAUAGAUGCUGAGGUCAUAGAUGAUCCUAAUGGGCUAUAUGAGAUGACAGUUUAUGCACCAAAAUGGGUUGGGGAAGCCACGUUUCUUUAUGCCGUCUUCCUUACAAACUUGACCACUUAUGAUAGGAUUUCGGAUGCAUUGAACUUUGAGAUUUGCCAGGGUAGGAACAUGAACAUCAUCGGACAGUUACUGAAUACCAAGUCAAUGUUGGCGACGGAUGGUUGUGAGAAAUGCUCUUCGGAGCAUGUUGACAGGAGCAUGGAGAAAGAGAUAGGCAGUGAAUUAAGGUCGUCGAGGCUGAAUGGGUCGCAGGUUGAGGCUGUCGUGUCUGCGUUAGUGGCUGCAUCUUGCACUCACUCGAAUUUGGUGAAGCUCAUCUGGGGCCCCCCUGGCACGGGCAAGACAACCACCAUCUGUAAUCUCUUGGAGAGACUUUCGGAGAUGACUUACGGCACUCUCACCUGCGCCCCAACAAAUGUUGCGGUCAUGGAGAUUGCUUCGCGUCUGGUUAAAUUGGUCAGAAAGUCACGCGAGAAACUUGGAAAUGGAUUCUCUUGUUGUCGCUUGGGAGACAUAUUGCUGUUUGGCAACAAGGAAAAGAUGAAGGAGAGGGUGAAAGCUGAUCGUGACCUCCGGGACAUAUUUCUUGACACAAGGGUUAAGAAACUGGCUGCCUUCUUCUCUCCAACUACUGGGUGGAAGCGUUGGUCAACAAUCAUGAUUGACCUUCUCAAGGAUCCCACAGUACAGUACCAUAAAUUUCUGGAGGAGAAAAAGCGGAAAGCCCUUUGUGCAAAGGAAGACAAUGUCGAACAAGAAGACAGAGGUAACGCAGAAGGCGAAGGUAAGGGAGCUGGUAAAGGUGAACAGACAGUUCUUAGUUCUCGAAUCAAACGGAAGGAAGAAGAGAAAGCUGGUGAGCAAGGGACGGAUGAAGUCAUCGAUAAAUGCGAAGAAGGCAGUGACGGUCAUGAAGAAGUUAGUUUCCGGCAGUUUCUGACCGAAAGUUGUGACAGAACUAUGAUUCGACUCGAGGAACUUGCAGCUACCUUCUAUACCGAUCUCACUGUGCCCUUUAUUCCAAAAGAUGGUCUCCAGAUUAUCAAGGAGCUUCUUAACAAGUUUGCAUCUUUUAAACAUUUACUACGUGUUGCUAACAGUAAUGAGGUUGCUCUGGAGCUUCUAUUUACUUGUCUUGAAGAGGCUGAAGAGUCUGGCAUUGACAGGAAGUUCGAUGGUCUCUGUCUACAAUGGACUACUGAAGCUGAGCUUUUGCAGACUAGAAAAGAAUGCAUUAGCAUUCUCGAGUAUCUUGACAAUGUUAUGAAAAUGCCAGAUGUGGUUACCCGUGAUUUCUUAGAGCGUUUAUGCCUGAGUGCUUCCCUACUAUUCUGCACCGUUGGGAGCUCUGCUAGGCUGCAUCGUUUGCCAAUUCAUCACCUGAAACUCUUGGUCAUUGAUGAAGCAGCACAACUUAAAGAAUGCGAAGCACUAAUAGCAUUGGAGCUUCAAGGCUUACAGCACUCGGUUCUUAUAGGGGACGAGUUGCAGUUACCAGCAGUAGUCAAGAGCAAGAUCUCAGAGAAAUCGGGGUUUGGAAGGAGCCUAUUUGAAAGGAUGAGCCUGCUGGGCCACCGCAAACACUUGUUAAACGUGCAAUACAGAAUGCACCCAGAUAUAAGCCUUUUUCCAAAUAAUAAAUUCUAUAAAAAGAUGAUUUUGGAUGGAGAAAAUGUCAAGCAAAGAAGUUACGAAAAGCGCUAUCUUGAAGGCCGCAUGUUUGGGACCUUUUCGUUUAUAAGUGUCACUGGUGGGAAGGAGGAAAAGGAUGCGAGAGGCCACAGCUGGAAGAACGUAAUGGAGGCUUCUGUGGUCUGCGAUAUCGUUGAAAGGCUUUUUAGAGUUUGGAAUCACGCAGCUACAAGACUGAGCAUCGGUGUCAUAUGCCCAUACACCGCUCAGGUUGCUAUUCUUCAUAAGAAGCUCUCCUGCAGGUACAAGAUGUGCGGAAACUUUUCCGUUGAAGUCAAAUCGGUUGACGGCUUCCAAGGGAGCGAGGAGGAUGUCAUAAUCCUUUCCACCGUGAGAUCCAACAAUGGUGGAUCAAUUGGCUUCUUAUCCAAUCUCAACCGUACGAAUGUAGCGCUAACAAGGGCUAGGCACUGUUUGUGGAUCGUUGGAAAUGGAAACACUCUGAGCUUGAAGCCCUCCAUAUGGAGAGAUGUAGUCAAUGAUGCCAAAAAACGUCGACGCUUCUUCAGCGCUGAAGAGGAUGAUUUCCUGACGAGAGCCAUUCUUGAUACCAACCGUGAACUUGGCCGCGUUGAUAAGUUUGUUGGGAGAGAAUCUAAUCGCAGUCGUUGGAAUUCUAAGGGUAAGGAGAAUGCUGCUGAAGAGCUUGAGUUAUCCAAUCAGUUUGAUCAGCUUCAUCUGCACAAGGCGUCCAGUUCAUCUUCUUCCUUUCGGAAAAAGGAAUCUUCAAAGAAGCCGGAUUUUGAUGUUGCAGAAUGCAAAACCCAGUGAUAAACUUGAGAAAAGUGGCCGGGGCAAUCUCUCCUUCUCUUGCUCUCUCUUUUUCCGUAACUCAAUAGAGCUUACAUAUUUUCAACUGCUGACCAUACAAUAGAUGCUUACAAUUUUGUCUCCUUAUUGCUUUGGUUCAUGGUAAUCAAAAUGUUAGGUAUAAUAUGGGAUGGACGUAA